AUGAGGAUUUUAAUAUGCAUCAUUUUUCUAGGAUUUUUAAAACAAGGAUAUGAAGCUGAUUCUUCAAAGAGCAGCAGUGAAGAAGACAAAGAUGAGACCAUCUCUGUAACAAAAACAACAAUAAAGACAACAACUAAAAGCAUAACAAAAGAAGCCAUAGCUUCAACACUUUCUCCAGAGACUGAACCAACAAUUAAAACCACACAAAGCACUAGUAUUAAGCCUUCGACAGCAUCACCUAUAGUUAUUAUUAAAACAAGUGUUCCUUCCACUUUAUCAACAGGUACAACUGUCAAGAAUGGUGAAAGAGCAAACGACUCCUCUUCAGGCCAAAUUGAGCCUUUUACUACAUUACCUGAGGCUGUAAUAGAAACAAGGAGUACUUCUUCAAUUUCACCAACCAGUACAACAGACAAGGAUAACAAAAAGGCAAGAGAUUCCUCUUCAUAUCACUCCAGUGAAGAAAAUGACAGUGACACUUCUCAUAAUGAUGGGGACAAACCUGAUGUUCAUGCCAGUAAUGUCACAAAAGAGGCAGGGAGAGAAGUGGACAAUAUGAAAGCUGUGAUUAUUGGUAUUAUUGUUGCAGUAGUUUUGUUGACACUGAUGCUGCUAGCAACAUUGCUGUUCAAAUGCUACAGAUAUAAAAGAGAGAAGAGGGUUGAGGUAUAUGAGACCAUAACAAAGCCAGUAGUCCAAGCCCAGGAGGUACACCACCAUUACAACUACCCAAACAACAACCCUGCAUUUGAGUCAUAUUAUGUUGAGCCCAUAUCAGGCCCUAAUAUUCACAUGAGGAGUAAACCAACAAAAGACAGUGACAAUGAGACAUAUAUUGAUAUUGAUAGAGGUUCUUCUUUGGUAGAUAGUGGAUAUGAUACAUGGAUGCCAGGCGGGUCUGGAAUAUCUCAGGAAGAGCCAAGUCCAGAGUAUUUAGAAGUUAUAAAUGAUUAACUGAAUGACAAGGUUAAUAGUGAUGAGGAGUUCGCAAAAGACAAGGGUAUAUUUAUGUAUCGAGGCUGGAUCUAAAGAGUAUGUGACCAAUAAUUGAUUAAACAUGAUAAAACGAGGGGUCGUGGGUUCAAUCCCCACUGCGGUGGACUGACUUUUUCACAUCAGCCCUUAGCACAGGAUUUCAUUCUGUGUUUUCAUUAACUAAAACUAUUUCUCCUUAGGGACAAUGGCCCAUGGGAAAGUCCACGUGAUAUCACAAAGAGAAUGAUUGACAUCCUGGAAAGACAGGUAAUUUAUAUUGGUCAUGUAAGACAUGGCUGCAAUGCUAUAUAU
Messenger RNA from Owenia fusiformis, 1287 nucleotides. Lineage: Eukaryota; Metazoa; Annelida; Polychaeta; Sabellida; Oweniidae. The record is from the annotation of a GenBank genome assembly.